Molecule: messenger RNA, 951 nt
Organism: Durusdinium trenchii
Lineage: Eukaryota; Dinophyceae; Suessiales; Symbiodiniaceae
Source: the annotation of a GenBank genome assembly
AUGGGUGAGAGCUUUCAAGGAGUCUUUGAAGGACGGCUCAAAGACUGGUGCACCGAAAACUGCAAGAUGGGUCUAGUGUGGAACGUCAAUGGCAAGGCUGCGAUGGACUACUUCUCAGAGAAACCCCUGGGCACGGCGGGUGCCACGCCGACUUCAGGAGGCGCUCCAAAGGCCAAAGGCAAGGGCAAAGGCCCGCCACCGCCCAAGGGCGGCAUGGGCAUGCCGGACGAGGUCAGGGCAAAGUUGCGCGAGGACACAGCACCGAAAGCUGCACCCAAAGCCGCCGGUGGGAUGUCCGCCGUCUUCAACGCCAUUGGCGGGUUCAACACCGGCACCCUCAAGAAGGUGACGGAUGACAUGAAGACCAAGAAUCAACCGAAGGAGAAUCAAGUGAUCCCGGCCUCCAAGGCCACACCAAAAGCCUCGAGCAGCGCAUUCAGCAAGCGAGGGCCCAAAGGGGAGCCCAAGAAGGAGCUUCAGAAAGAUGUGAAUUGGAUGGUCGAGAACUAUGAUGGCGAACGGAUCGUCAUGGACGAUGUCGACAUGAAGCAGUUGGUGGUGAUCCUCAACUGCCGCAAUACCACUGUGACUGUUCCCAAGAAGGUGAAGUCCAUUUGCGUGGACAGCUGUGAAAAGGUGAACGUGAUCUGCCAGGAUGUGAUCUCUGCGGUGGAGUUGGUGAACAGCGACCGGUGUCAAAUGCAAGCCAUGGGGAAGGUGGUGGCUGUGGCCAUCGACAAGUGCGAUGGUGUGAACGUGUGGCUUUCCAAGGAGUCCGUGGCCGCGGAGAUCACGGCGUCCAAGUCCUCGGAGAUGAACGUGAACAUCCCUGACCCUGAUGGCAAGGAGGAGGAUGGAGACAUGAUCGAAAUCCCCAUCCCUGAGCAAUUCGUGUCCCGAGUGGUGGGAAAGAAGCUGAAGACCGAAGUCUCUGGCAUCUACAGUGGCUGA